This is a messenger RNA of Oncorhynchus keta (chum salmon), 7746 nucleotides long. Its product is annotated as calmodulin-regulated spectrin-associated protein 2-like. NCBI's taxonomy places the organism in Eukaryota, Metazoa, Chordata, Actinopteri, Salmoniformes, Salmonidae. The record is from RefSeq and is a predicted model, not a curated record. Gene Ontology annotation, biological process: cytoplasmic microtubule organization; neuron projection development; negative regulation of microtubule depolymerization. The coding region runs from base 587 to 5029 and encodes 1480 amino acids. The transcript is spliced from 17 exons. Gene Ontology annotation, cellular component: microtubule minus-end. Gene Ontology annotation, molecular function: calmodulin binding; spectrin binding; microtubule minus-end binding.
UCUUAGCCACAGUGCGGCAGGAGAAUCACAACAAGCGAGGAAAAGCAGAGGGGAACCAACUUGUGUUUGAAAACAAAGACUUGAAUGGGAAUCGGAAUGUUUUGUCUCUCUAUCUGAAGGAAAUAUGCGCCUUCUUCAGUGAGAUUCUUCUGAAAUAGGUUGGCAGCUAUUAGGCGAACCCCAUUUAAACUGGGGCGUAUUCAUUACGCCGAUUCUGUUGCAAAACUUUUCUUAAAAGUAAGCAAACGGAACGAAACGGGGAGGGACCUACCUGAAUUUCUCCAAUAGAAACUCUGUUUGGACUAAUGAUUACAACCCAGGUAGCAGCAGAAUGGCUGAAAAAUACAGGCAGAGUCGCUAAUUGCACUAUUCAUUUUGACUCAAAGGAGUUAGACAAUACCAUACCGAUGGUUUGCAGUCAACCCUCCAUGUCUGCUCCAACGAUUUGUACAAUUACAUUGACGGCUGGCAAAUCAAGUAACGUGUGGUGCAUUUAACUCCUUUAUGGUGGGAUGUCAUCGACUUCUAUUGCGACAUAGUUAGUAAUCAUUGUGUUUGCCGAAGGCUGUUGACACUUCAGGGUGUUAUGAUGGGUGAUGUGACGGACGCCAGGGAAAUUAAAAACACCUUUAUUGUUCCCGCAAUAAAGUCUUCCGGUCACUAUGAUUGUUCUCGAGCAAAAAUCUACUGUAGCCUCACGUGGCUGGUGGCCAAAGCAUUUGGGACAGACAGUGUCCCGGCCGACCUGAAGGAGCCCUUCUACACAGACCAGUAUGAACAGGAGCAUCUGAAGCCUGCCGUAGUCAGCCUACUGCUGUCUGCUGAGCUCUACUGCAGAGCCGGGAGCCUCAUCCUGACAAGUGGAGGUCACGAUGCUGUCACCCAGCCCCUGGUUGGUCACGAUGCUGUCACCCAGCCCCUGGUUGGUCACGAUGCUGUCACCCAGCCCCUGGUUGGUCACGAUGCUGUCACCCAGGCCCUGGUUGGUCACGAUGCUGUCACCCAGCCCCUGGUUGGUCACGAUGCUGUCAUCCAGGCCCUGGCCCAGAAGGGACUCCACGUCACAGACCAGACAAGGCUGGUUACUGAGAGAGACCUCCGCAAGAGGCCCCUACAGAUGAGUGCCCACCUGGCGAUGAUGGACACGCUGAUGAUGGCGUACACGGUGGAGACGGUGAGCGCGGAGAAGGUGGUGGCGUGCAUCCUUCGGUACUCCUCCCACCACGAUGAAGAUGCAGACACACCGUACGACACCGAGGACGCCAUGACCAGCUGGAUCAACAAGGUAAAUGAGUAUUUGAAGGAUAUCAUUGGUCAGGAGCGGAGGAGAGAAAGGAAGAGAGCUGAGCUUGUUGGCAGGCCAGGGACUCGCUCCAGGAAGGAGCAGCAGACUGUUGCCCAGCAGGGGCCCUGGAUCCCCCCUGUCGAUAACCUGCUGAAGGACACCGUAGACGGCUGCGCCCUGGCCGCUCUGCUGCACUUCUACUGCCCACAGCUAGUCAGACUGGAAGAUAUCUGUCUGAAGGAGUGUAUGUCGCUGGCGGACAGCCUGUACAACCUACAGCUGGUGCAGGACUUCUGUCAGGAGCAUCUGAACCGUUGCUGCCACUUCAGCCUGGAGGACAUGGUGUACGUCUCCUCGUCCCUCAAAAAUAACUACCUUGUGUUCCUGGCCGAGCUGUUCUGUUGGUUUGAAGAGGUGAAACCCUCCUUUGUACAACCAAGAGUUCUGGAUACUGAAGAGCCAGCCCUCACAUCGUUGCGGAACAUUCCCUCCGUUCCCAUCUCCAAUGUCACCAAGAAGAGCUUCAUGGAGAGACCGCCCAGCCCAGAACCACCCAGUCUGCCUCUCCGGCCUCAACCUAGGAACUCGGGUGAAAUGAAGAGAUCGACCUCGAUGUCCUUUGUGGACGUAGGAACCAAGGAGAAAAGGUCUGGGCCUUACGGGGUAUCCUUCGACAUUCCUUUCGACAAAGAGGACACUCAGACGUCUACUCCCCCUGGCCAUGCCAUGACUCGCUCUACCAGCACAGAGGGCUUCAAGAUCCACCAAAUGCCCCGGGGCAUGAAGAGGAUCCUGUCCUUCCAGCCCAUCAAUGGGCAGGGCGUGGGCAUUGAGGAGGAGGGCUGCCCGGACAGCCUAGCAGGCCCCGAUCUGCCAAGACAGCCUGGCAGACCUCAACCCAAUGGCUCCUCAGCCCUGGAUGGGCAUGGAAAAGGAGCAGCCAUACCCAGCAUGGAGGAGGCCCUGCAGAUCAUCCACAACAUCGGGAGGAAGCCCCCACAAUGCUCCCUGACAGAGGGUAUCAACCAUGGCUUCUUCCUGCACAGUCAAAACCGAGGAAGAGGUGUAGUCGGCCUGCACCCCAAGGCCCAACAGGAGAACAUGGACAUGGACUCACUGGACACCACUAAAACCACAGAGGUGGACACAGACAUCCACUUGAGGACGGAGGACAUCGCUGAGAUGCUGGACGAGGACUCUUCGCUGGGGGAAGCUACGAACAUAGAGCUGGACAUGGACACACUCAGCCCCUGCCUCAGCAGCUCAAGCUACGGCAAAUCUCCCUCCACUAGCUCCGGCAUCAAGAUGACCAGCUUCGCAGAGCAGAAGUUCCGGAAGCUCAGCAAACCCGAAUCAGGGAGAAGAACGAGCAGCAGCAGCAGCGGGGGGGGCAGCUCCCUCAAGACCACCCCCGAGGGCUCAGAACUGGGCCUCGCCCUGUCCGUCUCCUGGGCACCCACCCCAGAGCACAGCCCCAUUCAUCAACAGAGCAUGCCCCUUACCCAAGCCCCUCCCACUGGGCCAGCCCUGGCCCCUCCACCUAGUGACCCGGCUCAGGCCAUGGCAACGGAGAUGGUUCAGCUGCACAUGUGCCUGGAGGAGAAGCGAAAAGCCAUUGAGACGCAGAAGAAGAAGGUGGAGGCAGCGUUUACGCUUCACCGCCAGAGGAUGGACCACUCCACUUUCCUGGACGUGGUCAAGAGGAAGGCCGACUGUGCCUCAGUAGGAGGAGGAGAGGAGGAAAUGGGGAAGAUGACUGCAGAGAAGGCCGAGCAGGGGCAGGCGCCCUUCGGGGUCUGCUGGCUGAAAUCCCCAGGAAGAAGCACGGGAGAAGAGGGAGGUCAAGGUCCCAGCGAGGUGGAUCUAGCGAACUACACACGCUCCAUGGAGAAGCUCAACCACUCACUGGGCUUCCUGCAGAUGGAGAUGCAGCGCCUGGCCCAGCAGCAAGAGGUCAUCAUGGCCAUGAGGGAACAACGGCAAAAACAGGCCUGGGUCAUUCCCCCUCCCGAGACCCAGCCCUCACCCCAGAAAUAUGCUCGCGCCUCUGUCCGCUCCUCCGACUCGCCCUCCCCGACAGACUCACCUCGCUCCGCCCACCGCUCGCCCACCAGCAUCAAGAGGAAGUCGGCCUCCGUCCACUCACGGAACCCCCGCACGCCUCGCCCCAGUGAGCUUAAGCUGGCCCCCUAUAACCGCUGCCUGACGGCGCCCCAGUCCGUGGACAGCCUCCCCCGCCUGCGCCGUUUCUCCCCAUGGCAGGCCAUGGCCUUCACCUACCUGGGGGACAAACCCACCGGUGAAACCCCUGAGAUCGGUGACGGGGACACUGAGCAUGUGCUGUCCCCAGAGAGAGAGGCUGUUAGUGCAUCGUCACCCUCCUCCCCAUCCAAAAACAACCAGAGAACACAACAAGGGACACUAGAGAUUUCCAAGAAGGAUGAUGCGGAGGAGAAGGAAAUGGAGGAGGAGAAGCACAAGUACAAAAUGGAGGAGAUUAAACCCAUAAUAAUGUCGACCGUAUCUGAAGUGCUGGCCCAGCCAGUGAAAGAGUCCUUUACGGUCACCCCCACAGAGACCCCCCUUAUCUCGGACAUGUUUGGCCAGGCCAGAAGCAACCUGAUUGAGGUGCCUCUGUACGUGCUCAAGCCCCUGGAGGGAGAGGGGAUGGAGGAGAGUGAAGGCAUGCAGGGGACCUAUGGCAAUAACGAGAAAAUGUCCUGUGGCUUUUUCUUUAAGGGUGAUGGGAACAGGGAAGACAACAUGGCUCAGAAGAGAGCUGCUCUCCUGGAGAAGAGGCUGAAGAGGGACAAGGAAACGCAGCAGAAGAGGCUGCAGCAGGAGGCGGAGCUAGAGCGGAAGAAGGAGGAGUCACGAGUGAAAGCGGAGGAAGAGCACGCGAGGAAGGAAGAUGAGAAAACUCGCCGGGAGUUAAUCAAGCAGGAGUACCUGAGGAGGAAGCAGCUCAAGCUCAUGGAGGACAUGGACACGGUGAAGAAGCCGCAGCGGCCGCCCGGCGCCAAGCAUAGGAGAGCCCGGCCCAGGUCCAUCCACCGGGACAGCAUGGACUCCUCCAGGUCCCCGGCCAGGGCAGCAGUGCCCAGCUUGUCUCUGGCCUCUCUCAACCUGGGGGACAACUUGUCUCUACCCUCUCUCAACCUGGGGGACAGCGACACUGUGCAAUCUGAGAAGAGAACCCCAAGGCCUGACUCUGCAGAUGGUUUUCUGUCCCCUUGUCGAUCUGGGAGCCGGACUGGGGAGGACGAUUGGGAGAAUGGCUCCACUGCCUCAUCUGUGAAGUCAAACGCCGAGUACACGGGGCCCAAACUGUACAAGGAGCCGAGUGCCAAAUCGAACAAGCAUAUAAUCCAGAACGCGCUAGCCCACUGCUGCCUGGCGGGCAAGGUCAACGAAGGUCAGAAGAACAAGAUUGUGGAGGAAAUGGAGAAAUCAGAAGCCAACAACUUCCUGGUGUUGUUCAGGGACGGGGGUUGCCAGUUCCGCUCCCUGUACGUAUACAGCCCCGACACGGACGAGGCCACCAAGUUGACGGGCAUCGGGCCCAAGAGUAUUAUGAGCAAGAUGAUCGAGGGUCUCUACAAGUACAAUUCGGACAGGAAGCAGUUCAGCCAGAUUCCCGCCAAGACCAUGUCGGCGAGUGUGGAUGCCAUCACGAUCCACGGCCACCUAUGGCAAACCAGGAAACCAGCCACCCCCAAGAAAGUGUUACCAGCCAAGUCCUAAUGGAACUUACCGUAUACUCCCAGCCACCCCCGUCAUUUCCCUUCAAAUUGAACGGUCCACAUUCAAUUUGCACUUCACUGUACAUUUCCAUGAGGAUUCAGCACCUGCAAUGCAUACUUCUUGUACUUUAUUAUCUCUCUCUUUCUCUCUCUCUUUCUCUCUCUCUUUCUCUCUUUCUCUCUUUCUCUCUCUCUCUCUCUUUCUCUCUCUCUCUCUCUCUCUCUCUCUCUCUCUCUCUCUCUCUCUCUCUCUCUCUCUCUCUUUCUCUCUCUCUUCAUUCCUGUCCAUUUUCCUUUUGAAAUUCCAAACUGGACACGGGGACUCGACUCAGUUAAAGAAAUGCACAACUGGAAUGUGAAAACACUAUUUAAUAUGUGUAAAUGAAUGUCACUGAUCUGUUUAGUGUAAGAGAUUUGUCUGAUUUCGAGUAAUUUUAUUACAGCACGCGUGUUUUUUUUUUUUUUUUUUUUGCGCCCAAGUAGAGACAAAAAGGAGACGACGGGUACCUACGAUGUUUUAUCUGGGACACUGAAGCACUGAAUGUUACUCAUCUGUUCAAAUGGUGUGGCCUUACGGUUGUUUUCUUUCUUUCUCUUAUGUCAGUGCAAUAAGCUGAUGGAAAAAAUCCUCUAAGGUAUAGUUUUACUGUUUUCAGGUUCAAAUGCAACAUACGUCUGCAUAAAGCUAAACACAAGAUUGAGGGCAAAAAAAGUAAAAUACCUUGCAGCAAGCAUACAGCUAGCGUUAUCCUCACAAAUCAUCUAUAAGUCCCAUAUAGUAUUCCACAACUACGCCAAGUCUAUUUAUAUCUAUGUUUUUUUAGCUUAUUCCUCUUAUAGUGUUAAACCAGACUGAACUUCCUUGAUGCUUGUGGGUUCAGAGCAGGUUUGUGAACCAAAAAUAAACUCAAAUCUAUGUUAUCUCCUUUCAAUUGUCACAAAAAUGGACCCAGAUUUGGUGAAAUAUCAGAUAGGUCUGUCCGUAAUGAUUUAGACCAUCUGAAAAUGCGUUUAGAUUUAGUAUUACAAAUUAUGGCCAUAAAUCCAUUAUAUAGAACAUUGUUUUAAAGGAUUGCGAUUUAGAUUGUGUACUUUGAAAAUGGAAUGGCUGAUAAACAGUAGUUAUUGUUAAUUCUGUUUCAGUUGAUUAGUCGACCUCAAACAUUUUCAGAAUCCUCUCCUUUUAAAAUUCUCAAUGUCAAAUGACUUAUCACACCAGGCUACGGUGACAUUAGGAUACUGCUUGACACCAGGCUACGGUGACAUUAGGAUACUGCUUGACACCAGGCUACGGUGACAUUAGGAUACUGCUUGACACCAGGCUACAGUGACAUUAGGAUAUGGCUUGACACCAGGCUACGGUGACAUUAGGAUACUGCUUGACACCAGGCUACGGUGACAUUAGGAUACUGCUUGACACCAGGCUACAGUGACAUUAGGAUACUGCUUGACACCAGGCUACAGUGACAUUAGGAUACUGCUUGACACCAGGCUACAGUGACAUUAGGAUAUGGCUUGACACCAGGCUACAGUGACAUUAGGAUAUGGCUUGACACCAGGCUACGGUGACAUUAGGAUACUGCUUGACACCAGGCUACAGUGACAUUAGGAUACUGCUUGACACCAGGCUACAGUGACAUUAGGAUACUGCUUGACACCAGGCUACAGUGACAUUAGGAUACUGCUUGACACCAGGCUACGGUGACAUUAGGAUACUGCUUGACACCAGGCUACAGUGACAUUAGGAUAUGGCUUGACACCAGGCUACAGUGACAUUAGGAUACGGCUUGACACCAGGCUACAGUGACAUUAGGAUACUGCUUGACACCAGGCUACGGUGACAUUAGGAUAUGGCUUGACACCAGGCUACAGUGACAUUAGGAUAUGGCUUGACACCAGGCUACAGUGACAUUAGGAUACUGCUUGACACCAGGCUACGGUGACAUUAGGAUAUGGCUUGACACCAGGCUACAGUGACAUUAGGAUACUGCUUGACACCAGGCUACGGUGACAUUGGGAUAUGGCUUGACACCAGGCUACAGUGACAUUAGGAUACUGCUUAUUUAUUAUUUUGCACAUUCAUCAUGAAUAGAAAAAUCCAAAUAUGUCAUUUUUCAUUUUAAGUCAAUUAAAGUGCGUGGUAGAUGCCACACUUCUGCUCUUCGAUAAACAUACUCUGGUAAGAUAAAGUACUUUUUUAGAGACCCGUGAAGGCAGAAUGUGACAGACUUUGUUUAGUACCUACGGGUAGAGUCUUCAACACUUUCCCCUUCGUCUUUAAAACCUCUCGAAAGGAGCAACUUAUGAAGAAAAUAUAUCUGACGACAAAUACUAUACACACACACUGGUGUUUUGGUUUUUCACAGGGAUAUAUUUAAGGAAUUACCAAAAGACGAGUUGCAUAUGUCUCUGGAAAUGUAACGAUUAUUAUCACGUUUUUCUGAAGUAACAGGAAUUUUGUAGAAAGCGACGUUACAGUUGUCACAGUUGUUGUAUUUGACUGUUUAAGGUCAAGAUUAAUGGCUAUUUAAUGGUUUAAAUGGGUAUAAGUGGACAUUGUGCAGGGCUGCCGUAAGUUCAUCUGUCCAUCCCUCCUGACAAAGAACUACUUCCAUUGUUGUUUAUCAGACGCUGGGCUGUCAUUCAACCUACUGCUGAACUUUUGUAGGUUGGGUUUGUUUCUCUUUUGCAUUGAAUAAAAUGAAGCGUGUCCUCAAA